UGUCGCUCCAGCUCUAGUCCGAAUAGCAAAACAAAAAAAAAUUCUAAACGAGCGGUUGUGUCGUCGAACGCAAAAUAGCGCGCCUCCGCGAAUGACGCAGACUAGAAGCUUCCACUUGGAUGACAAUCGGCCAAAUAAUUUCCAACAAUAGCGGUGCACUUGCAAAUUCCCGUUUCACCAGCAUUGUGCAUUGCAAGCAACAACAAUUACCGCAAAGCAGUAGCAAUAAAAACAGCAACAACAACAACAACAGGGAGAACGGCAGCUUCUUAUUGGCGCAUACAAAAUCGCAAUUUGGCCUCUUAAAAGUUUCUAAAACGCCAGCCAUGUCCGACGCGGCCAAGUCCAACAACAAUGCGUCUGCCGAUGCUCCUGCUCAGGCCACUCCAGACGCCGCUGGAGGACCUGACGAGGUCAAUGAGGGCGCUCCGACAACUCCCCGAGGCAAUCACAACAACAACAACAGCGCCAACGGCAGUGGCAAAAGCAAGAACAAACUGAAGUCGACGCAGAACAGCAGCGGAGGCGGAAGCAUUGACAAGCUCUCGCCAGAUCAGGACAUCUUCAUCAACGCCGCCGACGGUCUGCCCAACCAGCAUCCUUCGCUACCGAAGGAGGGCGACGUGGACAGCGACACGGAGCCGGAGGUAGACGCAGACUCGUUCGACGACCUACCCACCUCGAUCAUCGUGACCAACAUCCACUCGGAGGUGUUCGCCAACCCGGAGCUGAAGCACGCCAUGGAGGAGUUGUUCCGCACUUUCAGCGAAUCGGCCACGUUCCAGUGGCUGCGCAGCUUCCGCCGCCUGCGGGUGAACUAUGACAACGCCAUUGCGGCGGCCAAUGCGCGAAUCAAGCUGCACCAGUACGAGUUCAACAAAAAGACGGUAAUCACCUGCUACUUCGCCCAGCCGGUGACACCGGUCAGCAACAAAAACCUGCAGCCGCCGGCGCCGGUCAAACAGUUCCUUAUCUCGCCGCCCGCCUCGCCACCAGCCGGUUGGGAGCCACGCGAGGAGGGCGAGCCACUGGUCAACCACGACCUGCUGGCCGCCCUGGCCAGCCUCACGCCCGGCGAGUCCCACGAGCUGCAUCCACAGAGCGAGGACCAGCCGGCCAUUAUUGUGCAUACGGCCAUGCUGGCGGAGAGCGGACCGGGACUGCAGGUUAAGGCGCCUAUCGUCCAGACCAAGUGCCCAGAGCGGGCAUAAUCAUCAGGUGGAGACGAAGUUGAAGCUGAAAACAUAAGUUGUACAUCCAAACGAACAGGACAACGGGCUGGGACUCAUGCUCCGCGGUAGGAUGGGGCUUGGAUUGAGUAUUUUAUGUAAAUAUUAUCCGAUUCAAUUGUGAUUAAUUUACACAUACAUAUAUUUAGCUACGUUCGUAUGUUUGUAUUACUAGGCACUCGAACCCCCAUACCAGACAUACUUUCCCACCCUUCCUUUGAAGUGUAGCAUUUACCCCAAUUGGCUUCUGAUACAAGUUCUUUGGCUAGCAGCCGCAUCUAGAUGUGUUUAUCUCUCGAUUUGAGUGUGUCUAUGUGUAUGAAUAUCGAUGUUAACCCAUCGCGAUUACCUGCUAACGAUAUCUCUAUCUCUCUGUACCUUCGAUGGGAAAUCGCUGCCAGAGGCGCUACCGACAACCGCGAACCGAAAUCCCAGAUAUAAAGCUACUAUGUCUAUGUAAAUGUUAAUGUAAUUCUAAGCCAGCGAAAUUGUGUAACGAUAUCGUAUCAGAUAUCGGAAUACAAACGUAUAUAACUCUAUAUGCCUACGUGUAGUUAAAAUUUAAAUUGAAAAUAUAUUCAGAUUCGAAAUGAAUGUUCUCAAAUGUACCAAAUAAAACAAAAAAAAGAAAUACCGAAAACGAAACAAAAACAGCAAAACAAAAAACAAAA
Messenger RNA from Drosophila rhopaloa, 1900 nucleotides. It is a transcript of the gene sra, whose product is annotated as protein sarah. The record is from RefSeq and is a predicted model, not a curated record. Lineage: Eukaryota; Metazoa; Arthropoda; Insecta; Diptera; Drosophilidae. The transcript has 2 exons. Gene Ontology annotation, cellular component: nucleus; cytoplasm. Gene Ontology annotation, molecular function: calcium-dependent protein serine/threonine phosphatase regulator activity; nucleic acid binding. Gene Ontology annotation, biological process: calcium-mediated signaling. Bases 120 to 1211 code for a protein of 363 amino acids.